UUGUUGCAAUUCUUCCGGUUGCUGACAUCUUACUAUGGCAUGGGGCCAAGCAGAGAACCAACCCUAAAGAACUUGCAAAACAUAUGCAUCCUGUGUCAGUGUUUGAUUUUGAUGGUAGGGUGCUCGAAAAUAUCAUUCCAGCACUGGUUUCGUCAUUUUUGUAUUCAAGUUGUGCUUGCCUCAGAAUGGUGGGGGUGCAGACCCCGGUAGAGGUUGCAGGUUGGAAUGCUUCUUGGGCUUAGUGCUCAGCUGUAUCAUGUGAUAGUGAUAGUGAUAUUUGUUGGCCUCAUUUAUAUAAGAUUCUACAAGUAGAUUCUGCAACCUGUGCGUCUUCUCAUAUCUCAGAAGUACAAGCGGCAAAGUUGCAUUGCAGCACUCAAAGCAAGAUCACUCUGAAAUUUUGGUGGCUUGCACUGUUUGAUCUUGGGUGACAACUAAGAAUUCACCACAUCAAUCGAAUGUGGCUCGGGCAUGGAGCCACUUCCUUUAUCCAGAAAGUUUUGCACUGACAAUUUUGUCGUCGUUCAAGCACCGAAGCCUUCUUCGCGUGACCAGCAAGCCAGGCUGUCGCAGAUCCUUGCAAAUCCAAAGGUCGCUGCGUAUUUUGCCACUUUGGAAUUGGAUAUUUCUGAAGGACGGGCGCUUUUUCAUUUGCUUGACAAUGGAAACGGCGAGGUCACUCAAGACGAGUUCAUUAGCGGCAUUCUUCGAUGCAAAGGGCAAGCGCGUGCCAUCGAACAAGUGGCAAUGCAUUCGGAGCUCCGGAUCUUGGACCAUAAGAUCACGAAGCUCUUGGCGCACAUCCGACAGGAUGCUUCAAAGGAUCCUCGCAGGAGAAACACUCACAAGCAUCUGCAGGUCUUCCGCUUUGACAUGUCUGCAGAGCUCAUGCGAAGUACGCAGCCAUGACAUAGGCCCCGUGCCAGGUGUUGAAACCCAUGGGCCACACGUGAAUUUGUGCCACUAUGAAGCUUGGUUCCCACAUAUCCAGUGCUCUCACGGAGGCAAAUGCCCCCGCAUUGGUCUGAACUUGGCCAUGCAAGUAACACUUGGGCAUUGAUCCCUUUGCCA
This is a messenger RNA of Durusdinium trenchii, 1071 nucleotides long. Lineage: Eukaryota; Dinophyceae; Suessiales; Symbiodiniaceae. The record is from the annotation of a GenBank genome assembly.